Messenger RNA from Phragmites australis (common reed), 1255 nucleotides. Its product is annotated as probable UDP-3-O-acyl-N-acetylglucosamine deacetylase 1, mitochondrial. NCBI's taxonomy places the organism in Eukaryota, Viridiplantae, Streptophyta, Magnoliopsida, Poales, Poaceae. The record is from RefSeq and is a predicted model, not a curated record. The coding region runs from base 44 to 1024 and encodes 326 amino acids. The transcript has 7 exons. Gene Ontology annotation, biological process: lipid A biosynthetic process.
CUGCCUCCUCUACUGCUCGCUGCCUCGCAACCCCGCCGCAGCCAUGUCCGCCGCAGCUCGAGCCCUCAAGUCCGUCUCCCGCGCCGCCUUCUCCUGGAAGCAGACGGGGCGACCGCAGCAAACGCUGGCUGCGGCGGUGAGCAGGUCGGGCGUGGGGCUCCACUCGGGCGCGCACGCCACCGCCACUCUGCUCCCGGCGCACGCCGGCGAGGGGAGGUACUUCGUUGUGGAGGGAAGGGAUGAUGCGAGGGUGGCGGCGGAGGUGGGGAACGCCGAGGCGCAGUCGCUGCUCUGCACGACGCUUCGGUGGGGUGGCGGUGGCGGCGGCGGCCCGCGGGUGCGCACGGUGGAGCACCUGCUCUCGGCGAUGGAGGCGCUCGGUGUGGACAACUGCCGCGUCGAGGUCAGCGGCGGCGACGAGAUUCCUUUGCUUGAUGGAUCAGCGCAAGAGUGGGUAGAGGCAAUACAAAGCGCAGGUUUGUGUGCCGCUGAGGAUUCCAGCGGGCAAAAGUUGGAGAAACUGUCCCCCGAAAUUCAUGAGCCUGCUUACUUGCAGAGAGAUGAUUGCUUUGUAGCUGCAUUCCCUAGCUCGCAAAUCCACAUCACCUAUGGAAUUGAUUUCCCAAAGGUGCCAGCGAUUGGGUGUCAAUGGUUUUCCACUUUCCUGGAUGCUAAUAUAUACUCGAGCAAGAUUGCCCCUGCAAGAACCUUCUGUAUAUUUGAAGAGGCUGAAAAAAUGCGUGGUGCUGGGCUCAUCAAAGGAGGAUCAGUAGAAAAUGCUAUGGUUUGCAGCAUCUCCGAUGGCUGGCUAAAUCCACCACUGCGGUUCAAGGAUGAACCUUGCCGCCACAAGAUUUUAGAUCUUAUAGGUGACUUCUCAUUACUUGCGCAGAAUGGUAAUCAAGGCUUUCCAAUCGCUCAUAUAGUUGCCUAUAAGGCCGGUCAUGCCCUGCACACAAAUUUUCUGAGCCGUCUAUUGGGGAAGAUAACUGUGGACCAAGAAAAGCUUGAUGGCAAAUGCUGAAAUGUACGGCUACUGUUGUUCACGUGUUGUUGAUAGUGGUUAGAAAGCUACAUUUCAGGAUAAGCACCUGAUGGCCCUCGUCCCAACAAUCAGGGCAGCAUCAGUACUAUACUACUAGUAGUCGAUUAGGACAAUUUUCUUCACCGAAGCUUCUAGCCUUUGUCCACAUUGACAAUUUCCUUCAGAAUCACAAACUGCAUCAUCGAAACUUAUAAGGCACUUUUUUUUUAA